Molecule: messenger RNA, 570 nt
Organism: Cannabis sativa
Lineage: Eukaryota; Viridiplantae; Streptophyta; Magnoliopsida; Rosales; Cannabaceae
Exons: 2
Coding region: 1-570 (189 amino acids)
Molecular function (GO): RNA-DNA hybrid ribonuclease activity; nucleic acid binding
Source: RefSeq, a predicted model, not a curated record
AUGCAUUUGUGGCGAUCCUCACCUUGGGGAAUUUACCCUGUUUGUGAUGCUGAGUUACAUGCUUCUCUUUUACCUAACCAUUCGCCGAUCCUGCGAGAGACCUGGACUCCUCCUCCCCAGGAUUGGAUAAAAGUAAAUUGUGAUGUUAGAGUAAGCUUAGAGAGUAUGUGCAUAGCGAUUGUCGCAAGAAAUUAUCUGGGUAAGGUGAUUUGGAUUCACUCUGCUCGGUUGGAUUUCUCGGAUGCUUUAUGCGGAGAAGCUGCGGCUUGCUGUUUGGCUGUUUCGUCAGCUGCGGAAUUAGGAUAUAAGUAUGUUAUUGUGGAGAGUGAUUCGAGACUAGUGAUCAAUGCGCUCAAUAAGAAAAUGUCACAUUGGGCCCUUGAUAACUAUGUCUCCUUUUGUAUUAAAUCAUCUCCCUCUUUUUCUAGUUGUAACUUUUCUAAUGUUAGCAAGAAUUGUAAUUUUGUUGCCCAUAAUGUGGCUAAGUGGGCGUUUACCCACCAACUGUACGGUUCUAUUUUGUUAUCCUCUGUACCGAAGGAACUACUGUGUAAUGACCGUGAGGUCUAA